Belonocnema kinseyi is the source of this 2542-nucleotide messenger RNA. RefSeq names its product polypeptide N-acetylgalactosaminyltransferase 13-like. NCBI's taxonomy places the organism in Eukaryota, Metazoa, Arthropoda, Insecta, Hymenoptera, Cynipidae. The record is from RefSeq and is a predicted model, not a curated record. Gene Ontology annotation, cellular component: Golgi apparatus. The coding region runs from base 625 to 2460 and encodes 611 amino acids. The transcript has 11 exons.
AGUUCGGGAAGCCGAGACGACACGAAGGAGAACGAUCUUUGCGUGCCGAAUACCAGCCUCAGUGCGUCGAUCAUUCCCCGAAUCACGAUCAUUCCCUUGAUCGGUAUUCGGUUCAGUGACACUAGAGCUACCUGGAACCUCCCGAUCAGGAGUGCAAAAUUGUUCCAGCAAAUUAAUUCAGUAGGAUUUGAGACUUAAAAUAAGUGCUACCAAGGCUUCUUUCUUCCUUUCUGGUUUUACGAACCGACUCUAUAGAGUCAGGUACUUCCUUUUGUGAACCGAAGACGUGCAGGUGAAAGGGAAUUUAUUCUACAGUGUGGUGAUGAUAUAUUCCUCAAAUCUACAGGAUGUUUCAUUCAUAGAUCGGAAAUUCUGAUCAGAAUGAACGAAAAUUGCGUAGUAAAACGAAGAAUUUCCUUUAUGAACCAACGAUGACCCCAGAGAGUGAUGACAAAAAACAGAUGAUAAUAAAAGUCGAAUUCCUCUGAUAAAUUUGACUGAAAUCUGAAGAAAAUAGUUUCGGAAUGCCCAAAGUUGAUUAGCUCUUGGCUAUAAAAAUAAUAAGAAGAGGAGACCUUAAUUAAUAUAUUGAGUCACUCCAAAUGGAAGUUGAUUAAUUGAAUAAUGAUGUGGCCGAGAGUCAGUAGACUUUGCCGCAUUUGGCCCAUUUUAUUGGUUACAUUGAGUGUAGGUGGCCUGUUUUUAAUUUGGCCAAAAAAUGAAGCUCAGGAUGCGGAAGAGUUUGAAUCUUUUCGUUCGGGAAGAGGAAGGGAUUACAUAGAUCGUAGAGGAAUACAUGUAGUGGUAGGUCACUAUAUCGGGGAUUCAGUUGAUCCUUUAAAAAGUCCUAAUAUUAGUAAAGAUCUCAUUAAUAAAAAUAUGUUCAAUCCGCGACCGUUUGAAGGAAGGGAUGGAGAUCCAGUUUUGAUUCCAUCAAAGGAUUUUUACGUGAUGCAGCAGCUUUUUCAGAUUAAUCGAUUUAAUUUAAUGGCGAGUGAUCGUAUUCCUUUAAAUAGGUCUUUGCCUGACGUGAGAAAAAAGAGGUGUAUAUCACGAUAUGCAAACACAGAAGGUCUGCCAAAUACGACAGUUAUCAUAGUUUUUCAUAAUGAAGCUUGGAGUACACUUUUGAGGACAGUGCAUAGUGUAAUCAACAGAUCUCCAACGCAUUUGCUUGAAGAAAUAAUUUUAGUCGAUGACGACAGUGACAGAGAAUUCCUCAAGCUUCCGCUGGAUGAAUACGUGGGCAAAUUGACAGUUCCGACACAAGUAAUUAGAUCGGGAAAAAGAGUAGGACUUAUAAAUGCGAGGCUUCUGGGAGCAAAAGCAGCUAAGGGAGCAGUUCUCACAUUUUUGGAUGCUCAUUGCGAGUGCACGGUUGGAUGGCUCGAACCACUGCUUGAAGCGAUAUCGAAAAAUCGAACCAGAGUUGUUGCACCUGUGAUUGAUAUAAUUAAUGAUGAUACCUUCAGUUACGUAAGGUCUUUCGAAUUGCACUGGGGAGCUUUCAACUGGGACCUCCACUUUCGAUGGUUAACCCUCAGUGGAAAAUUUUUGAAAGAACGGAGAGAAAAUAUUGUCGAGCCUUUCAAAACCCCAGCAAUGGCGGGUGGUUUAUUUUCCAUGGAUCGGAAUUACUUUUUCGCCCUUGGGAGUUACGACGACCAAAUGCAAAUUUGGGGAGGAGAAAAUCUCGAGUUAUCAUUUCGGGUCUGGCAGUGUGGAGGGUCCAUUGAAAUUGCACCGUGUUCUCACGUAGGACAUCUAUUCAGAAAAUCUUCACCCUACACUUUUCCCGGAGGUGUUGGAGAAAUUCUUUAUGGAAAUCUUGCGAGGGUUGCUCUUGUCUGGAUGGAUGACUGGGCUGAAUUUUAUUUCAAAUUCAACCCACAAGCUGCGAGACUGAGAGAUAAACAACAAGUCAGAUCUCGAUUAGAAAUGCGCAAGAAUCUACAAUGUAAAAAUUUCGAAUGGUACCUGGACAACGUCUGGCCUGAACACUUUUUCCCAAAAAAGGAUCGAUUUUUCGGACAGUAUUUGAUUUGUUGUCACACUCAGAUUCAGCAUGUCCGAACGAAUAAGUGCUUGAUAAGGCCCAUGGUGAAAGGGACUUAUGCUCAACCUGCCGGAAACGUGAUGCUUCUCCCUUGUAUAGAUCCACCCAAUUUGGUCCAAAUGUUUGUGAUGACCAAAGAGGGCGUGAUAAUGACUGAUGAAAGUGUCUGUCUUGAUGCACCUGAAAGAGAUACUCGACACGAGAAACCGAAAGUCAAGAUUAUGAUGUGCAAUGGUCUCGAAAGACAAGAGUGGGAGUACAACGAGGAGACCAGGAAGCUGAUCCACAAAUCAUCAGAAAUGUGUUUGCAAGUUUCACCAGAUAAUAAAGAAGGUCCAGUAAUUGCUCCAUGUGUCGAAACUCUGGAGCAAGAAUGGAUAUUCAAAUCCAUUCCAUGGAAAUAAAGUUUAAAUUAUAAGUCGACUCUUAAAUAUUUAAAAAAAUAAUAGAGUAGGCCAAAAAUAUAAAAAAAUUUAAAAAUCGAAA